AUCACCCGUCAUCAUCGUAACUGACGUCAUGGGGAAUCGGUGAGGGUAUAGCUCUCUGCCCACCGGAGCCUAGUGUUAUACAGAAGCGCUGGAAACACCGAGUACAGCUGAGCUUUGCCAGAAGAGCCAGAUAUCUUUUCCACAAGACCUGGAUUUUCACCCGUCUCGCCGGAUCCCUGUUAUUCACUGGUGGCUCGAACUCAGAUUUCUGCUGGAUGCUGGCGUGAAGAACUGUCCGCUUUGCAAUCGUCUUCCGUUCCAAAUGGCCCUGAACAACUCUGAAUUGGGUUUAGAAGUCAUCUUGGCGAUGGACCAACUCCUGGAGCUCACCCCGUCCGACGUGACCCCUAGACCCCUGGAGCCACCAGUGAUGACCCCAUGGGACGUGGCCCUGUGUGUAUCAGGAGCUGUGAUCUGCUGUGAGAACGCCAUCGUCGUGGCCACCAUCUUCUCCUCGUCGUCUCUGCGGGCUCCCAUGUUCCUGUUAAUCUGCAGCCUGGCGUGGGCCGACUUCCUGGCGGGGGCGGGGCUUCUUUUACACUUCCUGUCCCGUCGGUGCGUUUACUCUGAGGCUCUGGAGCUGGGGAGUGUGGGUCUGUUGGUGAGCGCACUCAGUGCGUCAGUCUUCUCUCUGUUGGGAAUCACCCUAGACCGGUUCCUCUCGCUGCAUCGCGCGCUAACUUACGGAUCCCGUCGCACACACGCGCAAACACUCUGCGCUCUGGCCGUCGGCUGGACUUUUGCGGCUCUUCAAGGUGCUCUUCCUGCGUUGGGCUGGAACUGCUUGCAUGAUGGAGAAUCCUGCAGCGUGCUUCGACCUUUGACCCGAGUCCACCUGGCGACUCUAUGUGGAGGCUUUCUGCUGACCUUAGCUUUAAUGCUGCAGCUGAACGCCCAAAUCUGCAGCGUCGUGCUUCGCCACUCGCAUCAAAUCGCUCUCCAGAGGCACACACUCCCGUCCGCUCGCACACACACGCGCCGUCGGGUUCACACCCUUGUGCUCAUCCUCACCACAUUCGCCAGCUGCUGGAUGCCCUUCGCCUUGUACGGGCUUCUGGCCGACGGGUCGUCACCGGCUCUCUACACUUACGCCACACUGGUUCCGGUCACUGGAAACUCUCUGCUGAACCCUCUGAUCUAUGCCUACAGGAACACACACAUACAGAGAGUGCUGCGACAGGCCUGCUGCUGCUGUCUGCCUAACACACCCAACAAACACACACACACACCCAGUGAUGUCUGACACUUCAGAACAAUCAAAAACACUUUUAAAAAACAAGAUUCUAUGGUGCCAUUAAAGAUUGUGUUCCACAUUUUAUGUCUGUUCCUGUUUGGGAACGUCACAGUUGCCAAAUCACUCCUCACAGUGACCUAAUCUUUUCUGCAUUAUUUUAUUUCAUUCGAAACGGGUUUAUGUAGCAGUGUUGUUUAUUUUUGGUUGAGAAAACUGCCACUGUAUCCUUUUAGCUAGUUGCCAACUAAAGGGGUGCAAGCAGAAACUCUCCUGUCCGCUUUAACGUCUCAGAUUUGUGCCUCAUUUUACGUCCUCUGAAGUUCAGAGUUACUGAUGGAAAAAUCAUUUGCACUUUACGACAAUGACUUGACUUUUUAGCUGAAUUUUAAAAUGAUUUACCGUUUGUUAUUCCGACUGAUGUUUUUUAUACUUCCUAAAUGUCUUGUUUGCACUUACAAUGUAUUAAUGUUGCACAAAAUGUAUGAGUGAAUGUUUUAUUGUCGAAAUGAGAUGUUUUAUGGAAUAUGUUUAUAAAUAAUAAAUUGUAACUUUUGUA
Molecule: messenger RNA, 1790 nt
Organism: Pimephales promelas (fathead minnow)
Lineage: Eukaryota; Metazoa; Chordata; Actinopteri; Cypriniformes; Leuciscidae
Gene: gpr3
Product: G protein-coupled receptor 3
Biological process (GO): G protein-coupled receptor signaling pathway
Cellular component (GO): membrane
Molecular function (GO): G protein-coupled receptor activity
Source: RefSeq, a predicted model, not a curated record